Messenger RNA from Puccinia triticina, 591 nucleotides. RefSeq lists its product as uncharacterized. Lineage: Eukaryota; Fungi; Basidiomycota; Pucciniomycetes; Pucciniales; Pucciniaceae. The transcript is spliced from 6 exons. The record is from RefSeq and is a predicted model, not a curated record. The coding region runs from base 1 to 591 and encodes 196 amino acids. Gene Ontology annotation, cellular component: membrane; endomembrane system.
AUGGCCGAUAAUGUCGCAACGAAAUCUCCACUGGCGACCUUGUUUCAUUUCCUGGGACUUGGUUUGCUAUUGAAUGCCUUCCGGCUCACUUAUCGCCCAGACUAUUUUAUCUUGGCUUUAUUCGCCAAGAUGGGCGGUCGCGCCAAUUUUCUCACUAUGUGGGGCUUGUUCUUUUCGACGGUCACUUUCGUUUUCAAUACUUUGAUUACCUUGUUUCCCAGGAAUUCGUCUCUACGGGAUUUCAGAAAGUUAUCACUUGCGAUUGCAUUGCCGAUCGAGUCGGUAGUUACAACGCUUUAUUGGCCCAUAGUUCUCUAUAAUCCUAAGAUGAUGAUGAAUCCCGAGCUCGAAGCAGUCUUUCCUCUUACUGUGGAUCUGGCUCUGCAUCUCUACCCAGCAAUAUUGCUUUGGAUAGAUUAUUUUGCUUUUUCAGAUCGGUUUGCUAGCUCUUCGAAUGGCAAGAUCAAGCUCUCCAACAGUAUCCAACUGAGCACCUUGGAACUGAAUACCAUAAUAACCGUGGCAUAUGUCUCUCGAAUUGAGCUGUUGUCUAGCCUAAAAAGCGAAGUUCCACGUUACCAAUCUACGUAG